Molecule: messenger RNA, 2593 nt
Organism: Paramuricea clavata
Lineage: Eukaryota; Metazoa; Cnidaria; Anthozoa; Malacalcyonacea; Plexauridae
Source: the annotation of a GenBank genome assembly
AUGGUAGCCGAGGAUGCCCUUGCAAUGGUCGAAAUGUUGUGUGCUCAUCAAGUUGUUGAUGUGGUACUCGAAAUAUACCUUGUACGAAUAAAGUUAGUCUGUCAAUCAGAUGUUUUAAUACGUUCAUUUGGCUUACAGUUUGAUUCAUUAAAAAAUCAAAUAGUUUAGUAGACAUUUUAAUCUUUACAAUUAUGAUUCAGGAACGAGGAGAAAACUCACAGGCCACAGCUCGAACUAUGUCGCAAAGAAAGUCGCCUUUCUCAUUCAUCGGUUGAUUUUGAAGAAACACAAAGAGAAAAGAAACACAAAGAUGUAAAAGUAUGUAGAGCACCAGAGGUCUGUUUGUUUCUAUAUUUAGUUUUCUAACUAAACUUUCCUGCAUAAGACAUAAUUUGCUAAUUAAUUUGCUAACAUACAAACAAGUCUUAAACCAAAAAUGUACUGCAAGUACUCAACUAGUUUGUGCUGUUUGUGUGUGUAUGUGGUGUCUAGGCAAAAUGAUACAGCAUCGUCCCAGUUCAGGAUAGCCUUAUCCCUCCCAUCCUUUGACAUUAGGAAAUGUAAGCCUCUAUACAACCCUGAGCUCCAGCGGGCAUCUGGAUUUAUUCGCACAGUAAAUCCCUUUCUACUUCUCCGGCAUGUAAUUUUGGCAGCUCCUUUGUAUCUAACAGCAGAUAACUGUUGCUUGAUGUACCACUGUUCACUUGUACCACUGUUCCAUAACCAAUACUCAACUAACCAUGCUCAAGUAUUCUUAGAUUCGCUUAUAAGUGACCUUCGGGGCAAUCUUUGAAUUGCCAUCAAAAGUUAGUACACCUGUUUGCCGCCAUGCAUCAGCACCAACUUUGUGCGAUUUAAGAAAUUCUUCCAUUUCUUCACUAAUGUUUGGGAUUUAGUAAUAAUCUUAGAUACUGCAUUUGGCACUUUUCGUUUCAAAAAACAAUUCUUGGCCUUUUUAUGUCAAAGAAUCGCUUCUUUCGUCUUCUUGCAAGUUUUUGUUGCUUCCCUAUCUUGUUAAUACUGUCUUCUGACACACAGUCAUCUGGAUUGUCUGAUUCUGAGUCUGUCACAUCUAGUAAUUCAUCACAGUAUUCUUGCUUAGACUGACCUAUACAUACUGUAUAUCUGUUCCAUCCUCCGCCAUUUUAUUUUCUUCAUUAUCAGAGAUCCAGACACAUUGGCAUCAUCAGAACUCUCAUCAGAGUCGCAUGAUUUAUCACUUGACAGAGUAAUUGGUAUUUGCAACAAUUUUCUAACUGCUUGUUCACUCUUAUAUGUGAGAUGUGGGGAACAAGCUUUGUAGGUACUUGAAAGUUCAACAAUAUCUCUAUCUUGAACUUGUUUAGCAAUAUCAACCUGACCAAUCUUUACAUUCAAUACUGUCCAACUUAUGAAAAAUUGAACAAUAACAAGGCCUAACAGUAACAAAAUCAUCCAGGCUAAAAUCUGCUGGUAAAGGCGAAAUAUAUAAACCACUUCCUAUUUUGUAUUUGUCACCUCCUAUGGACUUGAAUUGCAUAUAUCUGUAUAAUUACAUAUUAAAUUGCCUAUUCUCAUUCAUCACCAUUAAAAGUGAAACUGUCUGUCGAUGACUUUGAUGCUUGCUCGUCUUGUGCGUUAUUAGUAUUUUUUGGCACGUUGGAUCCUGAAGUGUUGGGUACUGGAAAAGCUUCAUUAGCCUUGAGGAAAUCCUUGAUGCUAUUUGUUGAAUCAGAUUUACUAGAACAAGGAGCACUCUUGUACUUUUCUUUGACUUUGUAGUACAAUUGAGAUUUUAUAUCCUUUUUGAUCUUGGAUAUGACCACAUCAACAUGAACAAUAUCGCAUAAAUAAACACUAUUAAUGACUGAGCACAAUAUGUUUUGAAUCUAUGUUUUGAUUCGUAUGUAAAAAUCAUUUUGAUGUUUUUUUUUGUGAUAUAAAUAAUGAGAGAACAACUUUGUUCAUAAACUAAAUUUUAAUAAAGCAUUAAUACACCACUGCACUAUAUUAGAUAAUGGGACAAUUGCAAAUUAUAACAACAUUUGUUGUAGGAAAUUGGGGAUUGCAUGUUGCACCACAUUAUAAUAAAGCUGAUUGCAUAGAGCAUCUUCAACCUUCGGUUUUGACUCUUUUUAUGAAACUCUGCAAAGCUUGGUUGCGAAAUGUUGUAAAAUGCGGAAAAUAUAGCCUUGCAAAGUUCGCAAAUUUUGUAUCGUUUUGUAUUGUGUGCAGGAAAUUGCUACCACAUUUGGGCCGAAAAUGUAGCAAUUUCCGCAAGCAAUACAAAAGUGUACAAAAUUUGCAAACUUUGCAAGGCAUAUAGAUGGGAAUCAUAAGCUUGUGAGAUGGAGGCUAGUAGUACAUCAUGGCAUUGACGGGUUUAGUAGAUUGGUGGUGUUCGCUCAAUGUUCAUCAAACAAUCGAGCAGAAACUGUUCAUUCCAUCUUUUUGAAAGCUAUUCCAAUAUAUGGGUCGACCACUUAAGAUCCGAGCAGACCUUGGAGGUGAAAAUGUUGAUAUCUGGAGAGAUAUGGCUGCUAGUCAUAGUGAAGAAAACAGGCCUGUACUUGUUGGAAAGUCUGGUACACAAUCAGCAUAUAGAGAGACAUAA